Messenger RNA from Rhinolophus ferrumequinum (greater horseshoe bat), 3081 nucleotides. It is a transcript of the gene HTR7, whose product is annotated as 5-hydroxytryptamine receptor 7. Gene Ontology annotation, cellular component: membrane; dendrite. Bases 126 to 1472 code for a protein of 448 amino acids. Gene Ontology annotation, biological process: chemical synaptic transmission; G protein-coupled receptor signaling pathway, coupled to cyclic nucleotide second messenger; vasoconstriction. The record is from RefSeq and is a predicted model, not a curated record. Gene Ontology annotation, molecular function: G protein-coupled serotonin receptor activity; neurotransmitter receptor activity. NCBI's taxonomy places the organism in Eukaryota, Metazoa, Chordata, Mammalia, Chiroptera, Rhinolophidae. The transcript has 3 exons.
GCGGCCGGCGUGAGCCCCAUGGCUGGACCGCGCAGAGCGGAACCCGCGAGGUGAAGCCCCUGGGCCGGCAGCCGGAACGUGUGGCGGGGGCGCCGGCUCCAUGGGCAGCAGCGCACAGCGGCACGAUGAUGGACGUUAACAGCAGCGGCCGCCCGGACCUCUACGGACACCUGCGCUCUUUCCUCCUGCCAGAGGUGGGGCGUGGGCUGCCGGACCUGAGCCCCGACGGCGCCGGCCGGGUCGCGGGCUCCUGGGCUCCGCACCUGCUGCGCGGGGUCCCAGAGGUGACCGCCAGCCCCGUGCCCACCUGGGACGUACCCCCGGACAAUGCUUCCGGCUGCGGGGAGCAGAUCAACUACGGCAGAGUCGAGAAAGUUGUGAUCGGCUCCAUCCUGACGCUCAUCACGCUGCUGACGAUCGCCGGCAACUGCCUGGUAGUGAUCUCGGUGUGCUUCGUCAAGAAGCUCCGCCAGCCCUCCAACUACCUGAUUGUGUCCCUGGCAUUGGCCGACCUCUCGGUGGCCGUGGCGGUCAUGCCCUUCGUCAGCGUCACCGACCUCAUCGGGGGCAAGUGGAUCUUUGGCCAGUUCUUCUGCAACGUCUUCAUCGCCAUGGACGUCAUGUGUUGCACUGCCUCGAUCAUGACCCUGUGCGUGAUCAGCAUCGACAGGUACCUUGGGAUCACGAGGCCACUGACGUAUCCUGUGAGGCAGAAUGGAAAAUGCAUGGCAAAAAUGAUUCUCUCCGUCUGGCUUCUUUCCGCCUCCAUCACUUUACCCCCACUCUUUGGAUGGGCUCAGAAUGUAAAUGACGACAAGGUGUGCCUGAUCAGCCAGGAUUUCGGCUACACGAUUUAUUCCACCGCAGUGGCAUUUUAUAUCCCCAUGUCCGUCAUGCUUUUCAUGUACUACCAGAUUUACAAGGCCGCCAGGAAGAGCGCUGCCAAACACAAGUUCCCUGGCUUCCCACGCCUGCAGGAGCCGGACAGCAUCAUCUCCCUGAACGGCAUGGUGAAGCUCCAGAAGGAGGUGGAGGAGUGUGCCAACCUCUCGAGACUCCUCAAACACGAAAGGAAAAACAUCUCCAUCUUUAAGAGGGAACAGAAAGCGGCCACCACCUUGGGGAUCAUUGUCGGGGCCUUCACCGUGUGCUGGCUGCCGUUUUUCCUCCUCUCCACAGCCAGACCCUUCAUCUGUGGCACUGCCUGCAGCUGUAUCCCGCUGUGGGUGGAGAGGACAUUUCUGUGGCUGGGCUAUGCAAACUCUCUCAUUAACCCUUUUAUAUAUGCCUUCUUCAACCGGGACCUGAGGACCACCUAUCGCAGCCUGCUCCAAUGCCAGUACCGGAAUAUUAACCGGAAGCUCUCGGCUGCAGGCAUGCACGAGGCCCUGAAGCUUGCCGAGAGGCCAGAGAGGCCUGAGCUUGUGCUACAAAACUCUGACUACUGUAGGAAAAAAAGUCAUGAUUCAUGAUCAAAAGCGAAAUCGUGGAGACAACAAAAACAAGACAAGACAGAGGUGGCAACAGAAGGAAAUCAUUUGCUGAAACUAUGGAACGCGGCUUCUGUCCUUUCUUGGGAGGGCUCAGAUGUGACAAGCAGGGUGACCUGUUGUACAAAGUAUAUUAUGAGGGAGAUGGUGACCUUUUUUUCCUGUGGAUCAGUGCUAUUGUGUGCAAUUGAAAAUAGCCCUCCGUUCAAGACAGCCAGAUCAGCUCAGCUGUAAGCAGUCGAACGGGGCUGAAUUCCAGAAAGCACACCGUUUCUGGUGCUUUGCGUAUGUCCAAGUCCAUGCAAGUGGCAGUGAGUUCCAGUGUGCGCUUCCCAUGCUUCCAAGUCUAGGCGUUGUGGUGACUAUCCAGGAAUCAUUCAUGAGGCAGAAUUUCUUUUGUUGUAGGACAGAAGGGUGUUUUUCUAAGCUAACUGCAGUAAGCAUAGUGUUGAAUAUGUUGCAUGUCUGUGUUAGAAAACAGAAUCCCGCCAUCAGCUCAUGCAAAUGAUUUCCCAGAGCAGUGUCUGUUUUAAGCUUCUGUCAAACAGUUUGGCUUUUCUGCAGGGUCCCUGUGACUUUCCCACCAACGUACUUUCUUUGUUAACUCACUUACUGUUAUGGUAUAACUCAGGAACAGAUCUCAGGAUGGAGAGGAUCAUAAAACUGGAAUAAAACUUUUUCUUGGGCUCACACUUCUUCCAAGCAGUCCUGAGACAUGAGAGAGAUGCCUUCCCUGAGGAUUUCUACCAGGAUGAAGCGUGAGUGCCACCUUCCUGCUCUGUAGGCUAAUGUGGGUGUUGGCACUAAAUGGACUCUCAUUACCACCGGGUGCAGUGGGCGCACAGGCUAGCUCAUUACUGUGUGUUUGGGGGAGAAAGUAGGGGAAUAGUGGGGUCUCCAUGAAAGGUGAUAUUUUUGGAGGUGAAGCAUCAGUACGUCAAUUCUUGUUGAGUAGCACUGUGUUCAACUGAAUUGUGUGAACCGGAGGUCACUUGGGCCACUCUUAGUAAACACUCCCGAAUACCAUUCUAUUCCUUCUAGAAGACUCAUUGUUGUGUUCUCUGUAUCUUAAAUCAAACGUGUGCCUGGGCAAUUCUGUUCUCCUCCCCUCUCCCUCCCCAAAGUGGUAGGCAUUAGGGCCGACAAGGAAACAGAAGAGGUCCCUUUGCGGAUAGUUUUUUUUUUUUUUUUUUCAGUUGAACUGUGUAAUGUUAUGAGCUAAGGAGACAGGAAGACAGUAAAUGAGAAAAGAAGAGUACCUCUAAGGGGGAAAAAAAUGAACGCAAACCUUCAUUUGAUAAAAGAGAACUGAAAGAGAAUACUAUUUUCCUACCAUAAAUGUAGCUGUUCCCUCACAGGAUAACGUGGAAUUCCAAUGUGGAUUAUGGAUUUCUUCCAACUUUCGCUGACAUUGCUUCUUAUCCGAUACAGGGAAGGGUCUGCCUUUCCUGAAAGGGGAGGGGGCCUGUCCUUGGAGACAAAGCUUGUACAAAUUCCUGAACCGCAGAUUUGCAAAAGUGACUGUAUAUACUUAUACUCAUAAUUUAAAUGGUUAAUUCUGGUCAGAUAAAUGUUGUUAAAUUUGAAAAUG